GCUGAAUGAGCGGAUGCUUUCUCUGGAGAGCAUGUUUCUUUCCGGAAGAAAACUCCGUUGCACCAUCUGGCGUCGCUCUAAACCGGUAUUGUCUCCAGGAAGAGCGGUAGAAAGACACAAUGGAUGAAGAACCAGAGAGAGCCAAGCGCUGGGAAGGGGGCUAUGAGAGGACAUGGGAGGUGCUGAAGGAGGACGAAUCUGGCUCACUAAAAGCCACAGUGGAAGAGAUCCUGUUCCAGUCCAAAAGGAAAAGGGUGACAGAGAGCCAUGGACAAGUGAGGCUUGGAAUGAUGCGUCAUCUCCAUGUGGUGAUUGACUGUUCAAGAAGUAUGGAAGACCAGGACUUGAGACCAAACCGCCUCACCUCUACUCUAAAGCUGAUGGAAGUUUUUAUCGAUGAGUUUUUUGACCAAAACCCCAUCAGUCAGCUGGGCAUUAUCACCACGAAGAAUAAAAGAGCUGAGAAGCUGACUGACCUGGCAGGAAAUCCAAAGAAGCACAUUGUUGCUCUGAAGAAAGCAAAGGACACGGUGUGUGUAGGAGAGCCGUCCCUAUACAACUCUCUCAACCUGGCCAUACAAACCCUCAAGCACAUGCCUGGACAUACGAGCCGGGAGAUCCUGAUAAUCCUCAGCAGCCUCACCACAUGUGACCCAGCCAACAUCUCUGAGCUGAUUAAGACCCUGAAGUCUCUGAAGGUGAGGGUGUCUGUAAUCGGCCUGUCAGCAGAGGUCAGGGUGUGUACGGUUUUGACCAGGGAGACGGGCGGCUCGUACCACGUUAUCCUGGAUGAGAGUCACUUCAAAGAGCUGCUGAUGCUGCAUGUCAAACCUCCUCCAGCCAGCUCCUCAUCUGAAUGCUCUUUAAUACGUAUGGGUUUUCCUCAGCACAACAUCGCCUCUCUGUCUGACCAUGAUGCCAAGCCUUCGUUCAGCCAGUCUCAUCUGGACUGCAGCAGUGGUGCCGGGCUGUCUCUGGGAGGAUACUUCUGUCCGCAGUGCCACGCCAAGUACACAGAGCUUCCCGUGGAGUGUAAAGUCUGUGGUUUGACUCUGGUGUCGGCACCCCAUCUCGCCAGAUCCUUCCACCACCUCUUCCCCCUCCAAGCUUUUACAGAGAGUCCUGUGAAGGACCUCCGAGGCGACAGGUUCUGUCAAGCUUGUCAAGGGGAGCUGAAAGAUAAAAGUAUAUUUACCUGUCCAGCAUGUUGCAGUGUGUUCUGUGUGGAGUGUGAUAUCUUCAUCCAUGACUCGCUACACUGCUGCCCCUGCUGUAUUCACAGUCAGAGUGCCUCCUGAAGCUGAGAGGCCAACUGUGAGAGACUGAAAUAAACUCAGCGGUUGGCUCAUUAUAUGCAUCUCAUCAGUGUUAUCCACCUCUCACAGAAUGGAUAGGAUGCACACAGGCUAUGGAUCAUCCGAAUGGUCAUAUUUCAGAGUUGUUGAAGAUUGGCGCAAAAUAUUGGACAAUUUCAGUUUAUCCAAAUAGUUUGAAGGUGCAGCACCUUCUUACUGAAGACUGUGUUGAGUUGGACCAAAGCCUCUGCCUGCUCUGAGAUCUACAUCUUAGCCGCUGCACUGUUUUCCUGCUGUUAAACAGCACACCACUUUAUAUAUGUCAGAAAUGGUUUGUGUGCAUUGUUUAUACACACUUUUGUACUACAGUUCUGUUUGUGACAUGGCAGUUACAAUAAAACAUAUUUAAGACA
This is a messenger RNA of Sebastes umbrosus (honeycomb rockfish), 1708 nucleotides long. RefSeq names its product general transcription factor IIH, polypeptide 2 (gene gtf2h2). The coding region runs from base 120 to 1298 and encodes 392 amino acids. Gene Ontology annotation, molecular function: zinc ion binding. The transcript has 15 exons. Gene Ontology annotation, biological process: nucleotide-excision repair; DNA-templated transcription; regulation of transcription by RNA polymerase II. Gene Ontology annotation, cellular component: transcription factor TFIIH core complex; transcription factor TFIIH holo complex. NCBI's taxonomy places the organism in Eukaryota, Metazoa, Chordata, Actinopteri, Perciformes, Sebastidae. The record is from RefSeq and is a predicted model, not a curated record.